AUGGCGUGGGAUACGGGCAGCGAGGGCAAGGGCAAGGGAAAGCUGGAGGCCGGGACGGCGCGGUUUGAGGACAUUGUCAACUACUGGGUGGCCCUCGACGAGGCAACCAAGAAGGAGUUGGUCGCCGAGGCGACCAAGGUGGUCAAGCGGCCCGAUCCGGCCAUGCGGGCAAAGCUCGAUGUCGUCUACGCCGACAUCAAGAACCUGUGGGGCUUUGACGUUCGCGGCGCCAUCAAGGCCGCGUCAAUGCUCUCGGCUUUUAAGCUCUUCUGA
This is a messenger RNA of Thecamonas trahens ATCC 50062, 273 nucleotides long. RefSeq lists its product as uncharacterized. The record is from RefSeq and is a predicted model, not a curated record. NCBI's taxonomy places the organism in Eukaryota, Apusomonadida, Apusomonadidae. The coding region runs from base 1 to 273 and encodes 90 amino acids. The transcript has 2 exons.